AUGCUUCCUUUCAUCCUUGGCUUGGUUGGAGGCAGAGCUUGUACCGCCAAUUGGAAAUUGGAAAUUGAAAAGGUAUUGAUGCAGAACAUUGCAGUAGAUGCAUUGUGUGG
Cylindrotheca closterium is the source of this 110-nucleotide messenger RNA. NCBI's taxonomy places the organism in Eukaryota, Bacillariophyta, Bacillariophyceae, Bacillariales, Bacillariaceae. The record is from the annotation of a GenBank genome assembly.